This is a messenger RNA of Aaosphaeria arxii CBS 175.79, 411 nucleotides long. RefSeq lists its product as uncharacterized. Bases 1 to 411 code for a protein of 136 amino acids. The transcript has 3 exons. Gene Ontology annotation, biological process: protein peptidyl-prolyl isomerization. The record is from RefSeq and is a predicted model, not a curated record. Lineage: Eukaryota; Fungi; Ascomycota; Dothideomycetes; Pleosporales. Gene Ontology annotation, molecular function: peptidyl-prolyl cis-trans isomerase activity.
AUGAAGGUUCCUGCUGCAUUCGCACUGGCACUACUUCCCGCCGCUUUUGCCAUCAUCAAUAACGAGCACCUAAAGACCGAAGUUACUACCCCAGCUGAAUGCGCACGCAAGACCGUUGCUGGUGACAAGAUCAAUGUGCACUACCGCGGCACUCUCGAAUCGGACGGUUCCGAGUUUGAUGCUUCUUACAAUCGUGGCCAGCCCUUGAGCUUCACGGUCGGCCAAGGACAAGUCAUCAAGGGCUGGGAUCAAGGACUCUUGGAUAUGUGCCCAGGGGAGAAAAGGAAGCUCACCAUUCAACCUGAUUGGGCCUAUGGCUCCCGUGGGGUUGGGCCCAUUCCUGCCAACAGCGUGCUGAUCUUCGAGACAGAGUUGAUCUCUAUUGAGGGCGUUGACAAGGAUGAGCUGUAA